Messenger RNA from Tetrahymena thermophila SB210, 990 nucleotides. RefSeq lists its product as hypothetical. NCBI's taxonomy places the organism in Eukaryota, Ciliophora, Oligohymenophorea, Hymenostomatida, Tetrahymenidae. Gene Ontology annotation, molecular function: protein binding. The record is from RefSeq and is a predicted model, not a curated record. The transcript is spliced from 7 exons.
AUGAGUAAAAAAGAAAAGAAGCCAGCUCCUAAAGAUGCUAAAAAGGUUGAUGAAAAACCUAAAAUAAAUUUUGAAGAGUUGAUUAUGAAAAAUUUAUCUGAGCCUAAAUUAUCAAUAGAUCGUACAGGAAUACAUUUCACAGUUUUAGACCUUAAUAGUAAGUCAUUAGAUAGUUUAUAAGCAAUAUUCGCGAACUAUAAAGCGCUUACAAAGAUUGAUUUACAUGCAAAUAAUAUCUAAGAUAUAACAGUCCUCGGUAAUCUCCCUAAUUUGAUAUGGCUUGAUGUAAGUCAAAACAAUAUAAAAGAUUUAAAAUCAUUAUAAAAUGAGGAAGGGUUCAGAAAUUUAAAAUAUUUGAAUAUAUCAAAGAACAGAAUAAGCGAGCUUUUAACACCAAAAGCACCUAAUUUAAUUCAUUUAAACUUAAAUGAAAACUUGGUUGAUAAAAUGGAAACUUUUGAAGGUCAUGAGUCAUUGAAAAUUCUUGAAUUAAGAGGGAAUAGAAUUUAAACUACAUAGUAGUUAGUAAAUAUGCCUAAGUUAUAAGAGCUCUAUUUAACUGCAAAUAAAAUUAAAACUGUAGUAGGUAUAGACUCUCUUGUUAGUCUUACAAAGCUACACUUAAGAUUAAAUAAUAUUGAGUAAUUCGAAGAGAAUUUCCCAAAUUUAGAGAAUUUGCAAUAUUUGAACUUAAGAGAAAACAAGAUCGAUAAAUUUGAAGAGAUCUUAAAGCUAGCUGCUCUUCCUAAUCUUAAAACUUUAGUACACUCCUUUAAUCCCUUGAUAAAUAAAAAUCCUAAUUAUCUUUACGAAACAAUAAAUGGUUUAUUAAAGUUAUAAAGAAUUAAUAAAGUUGAGGUGACGAGAAGUUUAAAAUUAAACGCAUUUAAAUAUGCAGAAGAUAAAUGGAGAGUUUAAGAAGAAGAAAAAAAGAGAUUGGAGGAAGAAGAAAGAUUAAAACAAGAAUAAGAAUAGCAAGAAGAAAAUUGA